Molecule: messenger RNA, 2237 nt
Organism: Neurospora tetraspora
Lineage: Eukaryota; Fungi; Ascomycota; Sordariomycetes; Sordariales; Sordariaceae
Product: putative DOT1 protein
Exons: 2
Coding region: 296-1891 (531 amino acids)
Biological process (GO): subtelomeric heterochromatin formation; DNA repair; DNA damage checkpoint signaling
Cellular component (GO): nucleus; nucleosome
Molecular function (GO): histone H3K79 methyltransferase activity; histone binding
Source: RefSeq, a predicted model, not a curated record
AUCUUUUUCUGUGCUGAGCCUGCUCCAACGGAAGCUCGAUCUUCGAAUCCACUUCCGUCGCCUGCCUUUUCACAAAGCCCAAAAAAGCGUACCGAUACGCUUACCUAGCUACGCCGUACAGCUCGACUAGGCUCUCUUCAAGCCUUGCGCCCCUCUUCGUCGUCAUACGUCGUUGUCCCUUCUUGUCACUCUCUCUUUUUCUGUCAUCAGUAACCCAUAUUACUGUCAAGGUAAACCAACAGCCGGCCACGCAAAGCGAACGACCGAACGACCGGGAGGCGGAAAGACAAGAAACAUGAGCAUUUUCAACCAAAAAUCCAAGUUCAAAAUCAAGACCGAGAUCCGCACCGUCCGCGAGACCGUCGAGCGCCCCAAACUCAAAGCGUCGACAUCCUCCUCGAGCAUACCCACCACCGGUUCCUCACAACACUCCAACGUCCGGACCGCGGGGGCGGGGUCAUCGCUGUCGCGCGCCUCGUCCACAUCCAGACUCAACGGAACCAAGCACACCACUUCUACCUCCUCCUCCGCACGCGCCUCUCUCACCAAGGUCAGCACCACCUCGACCGCACGACGGGUCCAGAGCGCGUCGCCCAACCCGUCCAUCAGCGGCGACGGCCGGAGCAGCCGCAAGCGGCGUGCGGCCAAGGCCUCGAGCCGGUCGCCCAUCAGCCCGCACUUCUCUGAAGACUCGGAUUCGGACAGCAACGGGGACGAGAACUGGGAGGACAACCUGGACGCGCGCAAGCGUCGCAAGCGGGUGCACGAUGAGCGACCCGUCGACGUGAACCGGAAGCUACGACACCCCAAGAUCUGGAAGGGCGAGGAUGCGGAUCAGGUGGAGCGGAUACCCGGAUCGGGAAUCAUACAUGCGGCCAAGGUCGCGAGCCUGGAACACAAGUGCAAGCCCGCACUGGGACUGAAGAACGAGGAGGUUGCUGUGAGGUUGCAGUACCCUGGGGUCAGGUAUCCUGAACGAUACGAAUUGGUAGAAGGUAAAGAUAAGAUUGAUGCCGUCAAGGACAUCGAAAAAGUUGUACAACUAGUCGCCUCGACCUAUCUUACAGAAGAAGAGGGCAAGAUCUUCCUUGACCACCAGACAGGCAUCCUCCGAAAGCUCGUAAAGAGCAAAAACCGAUCCGACGGCCCCGGCUUCAAAGCCGCCCUCCGCGAAUACAAUGACGAACUCCUCAAGCUCAUGCGCAAGGGCGUCAUUGUCCGAAACCUCGACAAGAUGCACGGGAUACCGCGCGAGCUGGUCGAUUUCAUCCUCGACCAGGUAUACGACCGCACCGUCGCCCCACGGGUCGAGCUCCUGGCCAAGUACCAGAACGGCAGCGACAACGUCUACGGCGAACUGAACCACCCUUUCAUCUCCGACAUUCUCGAGCGGACCAACCUGACCUCGGGCAAGGUGUUUGUCGAUCUCGGCUCGGGCGUCGGCAACGUCACGCUCCAGGCGGCGCUCGAGAUUGGGUGCGAGAGCUGGGGCUGCGAGAUGAUGGAGAACGCGUGCAACCUGGCCGAGGCGCAGUACGACGAGUUCCUGGCCCGCUGCCGGCUGUGGGGGGUCAAGCCCGGCAAGGUGCGCCUGGAGAGAGGGGACUUCCGUAAGAACGAGAAGGUCCUCGAGGUGCUCAAGCGGGCCGACGUGGUGCUCGUCAACAACCAGGCCUUCACGUCGCAGCUCAACGACAACCUCGUCAGCAUGUUCCUGGACCUCAAGAUCGGAUGCAAGAUCAUCUCGCUCAAGACGUUUGUGCACGACAACAAGAAUGCAGAGAACGACGUGGCCACGUCGAUCCUGGAUGUCGAGCACCUUACGUAUCCUGAAGGCUAUGUCAGCUGGACUGGCGCUAGCGGGACAUAUUGUAUCUCGACCCGGAGGUGAUGAAAUGGCCAGGGGGUAAAUGCUGUGCUGGAUUUGGAGAUGGAGGAGAUUAGCGAGCUCUUCCUGCUUUGAUGGGCUCUUGGUACCAUGAUGAUACCUGGGAUCAAAAUAUUCGCAGGAGUAUGCGCGUAUGAUGUGUCUUGUUAUUCUAGCAUAGCGGUUUCUGGAUGGCGCGCCUGAAAAGCGAGCUUGUAUCAUCCGCGUCGUAUGGGUUUUUGUUUCAUCUGAUAUAUCCAGAUGUAUGCGUAAAAUAGAGGUGGAAGGGAAGGAAAGGGAAGGGCAAAAGGGAAAGGGAAAGGAUUACCAGGGUUUUAUAUCAAGUACAUACAUACCUUUUGUAACAGUC